CAGGGGCAGGCUUUCAUCAGGUCCUGAUAGGAAUGUAUUCGUCAGCUGUAUUAUCAUCGGUCGAUAAUUAAUUAACAGGGCUCUUAUGUUACUUAUAUUUUAUAUAUAUUAAUCUAAACGUAUAGUGAGCUACAAGUAUCUAUUCAGUUGAGUUAAGACGGUGGAGCGGUGAAGGUGCUAUAAUGAGCAACCAGGACCUGGGGCUGCGCCGCUUCGUUUCUUAUCCGCUCCCCAGUGUAUGGAGGUGGGUCUGCGCUGUCCUCCGUCCGCAGUACAGUGCUUUCGACCCGACCGUUAACGGGCUACCGACCGGUGGAUACGGCACACUUAUUAUUUACUGACUGUAAUCCAGCGGCCAGCCGUUUUCGUCCAGCCGCCGCCUUUUCUCUCUGCUAUGUCGGGAGCGGCCGGCGGCGGGGCGCCCUCUUGCGGCGGCGCGGCCGGACCCUGCGCGCCCGGAGCCGGCGGUGGCGGCGUGGGCAUCGCGGGGCGCCUUCCCAGCCGCGUCCUGGAGCACAUCUUCUCGUACCUGGAGCUGCCGGAGCUGAUGCGCUGCUCGCUGGUGUGCUGGCACUGGAACCGCUGCUUGUCGGACGAGAAUAGCGAAGUGUGGCGGACCCUGUGCGGCCGCGCCCUGAGCGAGGAGGCGCUGCGCUCCGAUAUCCUCUGCAACAUCCCCACCUACAAGGACAAGCUGAAGUCCUACCAACAUGCCCUCAGUUCCCACGACUGCUCGCGCAACGUCUACGUCAAGAAGAACGGUUUCACCCUGCACCGCAACCCCAUCGCCCAGAGCACAGACGGGGCGCGCGGCAAGAUUGGCUUCUCCGAGGGCCGCCACGCCUGGGAGAUCUGGUGGGAGGGGCCACUGGGCACGGUGGCAGUAAUCGGCAUAGCCACCAAGCGGGCGCCCAUGCAGUGCCAGGGUUAUGUAGCGCUCCUGGGCAGCGACGAUCAAAGCUGGGGCUGGAACCUGGUCGACAACAGCCUGCUACAUAACGGCGAGGUCAACGGCAACUUCCCCCAGUGCAACAACGCCCCCAAGUACCAGAUCGGCGAGAGAAUCCGCGUCAUCCUGGACAUGGAAGACAAGACGCUGGCCUUCGAGCGAGGGUUUGAGUUCCUCGGGGUAGCUUUCCGGGGACUUCCCAAAGCCUGCCUCUUCCCAGCGGUGUCGGCCGUGUAUGGAAACACGGAAGUGACUAUGGUGUACCUGGGGAAGCCCCUGGAUGGAUAGAAAUGCCCUCAUCGGACGCGGCUCUGUUGGCAAAGGUGUGCCAAGGACUCACACAGAGUGUGUAGCAACAUUCUGGGAUGGGAGACAGGAGUGCCACACACACACACACACACACACCCCGUAGAGACUCCUCCAUUCAGUCAUAGUGGACUUAGAGAAUCUAUUAACAUGUCUCAGUGUGGACUCAUGGACUUAUUUGCUGGGAAAUUUUAACAUGUAUACUGUACAAGGGAAAACUUUUUAUUCCAUUUUAUUAAGAGGCAGCAUGGCUUAAAUCCCCAGGACAUCUGCUGAAACAAGGCCAAACGCGACGGGGACAGUGGCAAACGAUUACAGCGUAGUUUCAGGAAAUCAGGUUAUCCGACACGCUCAUAGUGACCGUUAAGAUGACACGUAGUCAUGGCUUUCUUAUCGUUCUUCCUCCGUGUGCAUCAUGAUCCUAUAAGUCUCUCCUAGAUGACUUAGCCAUUUGGGUCAGGGUUCAAGGACCUUUAUGGUGGCUGACUAGUGGCAUGCAGUCAAACAUGGAGCCUUUCUUUGAGUAUGCGUAAACUGAACCCUACUGUACAAUGUGACCCCGCCAUGUUUACCCCCUUUUGUUGUCAUAUGGUGUAUCAUGAAGUGUAUUUAUUGGAUUUUAUCUUUGCUACCAGUGAGGUCAAAAAGCCUUUAAAUAAAGACUGUGUAGAUUACA
Messenger RNA from Brienomyrus brachyistius, 1931 nucleotides. RefSeq names its product F-box protein 45 (gene fbxo45). The record is from RefSeq and is a predicted model, not a curated record. Gene Ontology annotation, cellular component: synapse; SCF ubiquitin ligase complex. The transcript has 3 exons. Lineage: Eukaryota; Metazoa; Chordata; Actinopteri; Osteoglossiformes; Mormyridae. Gene Ontology annotation, biological process: synapse assembly involved in innervation; proteasome-mediated ubiquitin-dependent protein catabolic process. Gene Ontology annotation, molecular function: protein binding. Bases 395 to 1237 code for a protein of 280 amino acids.